Pocillopora verrucosa is the source of this 1392-nucleotide messenger RNA. RefSeq lists its product as uncharacterized. Gene Ontology annotation, molecular function: S-adenosylmethionine-dependent methyltransferase activity. The record is from RefSeq and is a predicted model, not a curated record. Lineage: Eukaryota; Metazoa; Cnidaria; Anthozoa; Scleractinia; Pocilloporidae.
UACGUCAGGUCGUUUACUUCGGCGAAUUAAUCUGUAAUACUUCUUCAAGUUUCUACCAAUUAUGGAGAAAAGUCUUAUGAUUGCCUCGGCUAGCGCGCUAGGUGCUUCUGCUCUGACGUUACUGGCUUGUCGUUAUCUUUCCAAUAGAUGCGAAGCGCACGAUAACGUGUAUGAGACAGAAAAAUUUUUCGGCGAAUAUCUUAUUUUCCACUUUGGCAAACCAGAUGAACUGUUACCAUAUGGCUUUGGUCCUCAUGACUCUCUUGAUUUUCCCAAGCGAUGUGCGUUGGAGUGUAUUAAACAUAUUGGGGAUAAUGUGCCGAGCAUUGCUCUCGACAUAGGAUGUGCUGUUGGUCGAUCUUCAUUUGAAUUAGCCAAGAGGUUUGAUCAAGUUGUAGGAAUUGAUUUUUCCCAUGGUUUUAUUAAUGCCUGCAAUCAACUCAAGACUUAUGGAAGAUUGGAGUACUCUGUCCAAACUGAAGGAAGUCUUGUGUCUAAACAUGUCGCUGAGGUUGAUCUUGACAUUGAUAGAAGUCGUCUAUCUUUUUAUCAAGGAGAUGCCUGCAAUUUGCCCAGUGAUCUUGGACAGUUUGGCUGUGUUCUGGCAGCAAAUUUAGUUUGCCGUCUUCCUAAUCCCUAUCAGUUCUUAGAUAGGCUUCCAUUUUUAGUGGCACCUGGAGGUGUUUUGGUCAUUACAUCACCAUAUUCAUGGUUAGAGAAGUUUACACCUAAGAGUCUUUGGCUUGGUGGCUAUAAAGAUGCAGAUGGAAAGAUUGUCACAGGAUUUGACAAUUUGAAGAGUUACCUGGGUCCAAAUUUUGAGCUGAUUGAAGAUAAGCUAAUGCCUUUCCUCAUCAGAGAAAAUGCUUGUGAAAACCAGUGGUCGGUAGCACAUGCCACCAUUUGGAAAAGAAGGCAGGCAACAUCUUGAUUCCAGACUCUUAGCAAUGUUAUUUAAGGAUAUCUGGGUGAACUUUACAUGGGACUUAUAGGUUUCUAAAAUACACCAUUUGGUUAAAUGCACGAGUUUGCAAUGACUACCAAAUUGUUGAUAUUCAGGAUUUUUGUGGGUUGCUUGUUAUAUUUAUUUAAAUUUAGAUAGCUGAGGACUAAUUUUUAUUUAUAAAAGGUUAUUAUUACAAGGGUCAAGAUGUAAGAAAAAGUAAUGUUUCAGACAUCAAGGUGAACACUGUGAUAAACAGACAAUUUUAAUUUAUAACUACAAAUGAUGAGUGUUGAAUGUAAUCCAAUAUCAGCCGAUAAAGUAGACUACAAGAAAGGACAGAAUGAGUUUUUCACCAUAUCAGGCAUGCAUAUGCAAGUAGCAUAUGUGCAUCUUCCAAACAUGCUUGCUUUCAACUCUUGCUUCUCAAGCUUUUCAAAUGAAAUUAA